AUGUCUCCACCCACUGGAAAAGGAAAGGAAUCUGGUACUGCUCGUGUCCUCGGAUCGGGAACGUCGGGUGUUGCUGAAUUGCUAGUAUUCCACCCUGUGGAUACUGUAGCGAAACGUUUGAUGAGUAACAAGGCCAAGGUUUCCACCUCUACACUGUCUAAUAUCAUCUUCCGGGAUUAUGCCACCGCUUCUAUGGGACGAAAACUCUUUUCGUUAUUCCCUGGUUUAGGGUACGCGGCUGGGUACAAGAUUUCUCAGCGAAUAUACAAGUUUGGCGGUCAACCAUGGUUUAACGACCUCAUCAACUACCACUACAAAGACAACUUCACGAAUGCCUUUGGGGAACGGAAGGGGAAGCUCAUGAUGCAGGCGACAGCGGGAAGUUUAACGGGAAUCGGCGAAGUAGUCUUACUACCACUCGAUGUUUUGAAGAUCAAACGUCAGGUUAAUCCUGAGGCUUUCCGUGGAAGAGGCAUUCUACGAAUCGUUGCUGAAGAAGGCACGUCUCUAUAUCGUGGUUGGGGUUGGACAAUGGCAAGGAAUGCACCUGGUAGUUUCGCGCUAUUUGGUGCUUCGGCAGUGACAAAAGACUAUGUUCUCGGCGUUACCGACUAUUCGAAAGCUACAUGGACACAAAACUUUAUCGCGUCAAUCUCCGGAGCUGUUGCGUCCAUCACUGUCGCCGCACCUCUCGACACCAUUAAGACCCGAAUUCAAAAUGCCAACUUUGAAUCGAAGGUUUCCGGUAUGACAGUGGUGAAGGAUCUAAUCAAGAAUGAGGGUCCUACAGCUUUGUUCAAGGGUUUAACACCAAAGAUUAUUGUUGUAGGACCUAAGCUGGUGUUCAGUUACACGUUGGCGCAGUCGUUAAUCCCAUUCUUUGGAAAAUACGUUUAA
Marasmius oreades (fairy-ring Marasmius) is the source of this 897-nucleotide messenger RNA. It is a transcript of the gene GGC1, whose product is annotated as Mitochondrial GTP/GDP carrier protein 1. The record is from RefSeq and is a predicted model, not a curated record. The coding region runs from base 1 to 897 and encodes 298 amino acids. NCBI's taxonomy places the organism in Eukaryota, Fungi, Basidiomycota, Agaricomycetes, Agaricales, Marasmiaceae. Gene Ontology annotation, cellular component: mitochondrion. Gene Ontology annotation, molecular function: guanine nucleotide transmembrane transporter activity. The transcript has 7 exons.